This is a messenger RNA of Emiliania huxleyi CCMP1516, 3351 nucleotides long. RefSeq lists its product as hypothetical. Gene Ontology annotation, molecular function: histone binding; nucleosome binding. Lineage: Eukaryota; Haptophyta; Isochrysidales; Noelaerhabdaceae. The coding region runs from base 1 to 3351 and encodes 1116 amino acids. The record is from RefSeq and is a predicted model, not a curated record. Gene Ontology annotation, biological process: transcription elongation by RNA polymerase II; mRNA transcription by RNA polymerase II; positive regulation of transcription elongation by RNA polymerase II. The transcript is spliced from 29 exons. Gene Ontology annotation, cellular component: transcription elongation factor complex.
AUGAGCGAUGAGCCGGCGCGGAAGCGCAUGAAGCGAGUCGUGGUGGACUCCGACGAGGAGGACGACGAGGCCGGGCCCGCCGCUCCACAGGCUCCGAGCCCUGACGACGACGACGGCUUCAUCGUCGACGCGCAUGGCAAGGCGGAGCAGGUGGAGGAGAGCGAGGCCAUCUUCGGCACGGACGCGGAGCUGCGCGAGCUGCUCGAGUACACCGGCGGUGCGGCCAUGCUGACGGACGUUGACGAGAAGAUCCGAGCCACCGACCUGCCCGAGCGGCUGCAGACCGACCCGUCCGUCGUGGACAGGCCGCCCCCCGAGGCGGGCGAGGGGUGCGCGCGGCUGGUGGUCCGGCCGACGCCGCGCGGCGAGAGGGAGGUGGACCCGGCCCACCGCUUCUACAAGCUCGUCGAGCUCGCCGAAGGGCGAAUGGACCCGGUCAGUGGCCGGCGCGUGCCGAUCGAGGGGGGAGGGCGCGAGCUGCGCUCCCUCCGCGUGCAGGGAGGGGAGGCGGCGGCGCUCGCCGGCGGCUUGGGCGGCGGCGGCGCGGCGGCGCGCGCGGAACAGUUGCUGCUCUGUCGCAAGGCUGCGGAGGAGGGUUUCUUCACGAUGGAGCUGGCGCCGCCCGACGAGGCGGAGGACGCGCUGCUGCAGCUCUGCUGCUCGUGCUUCCUGUCGACGGAGGGGACGGAGACGGGCGACGCGUGGAACGAGCAGCGGACGGAGGUGCUGCGGCGCGCGCUGCGCGGGCUCGUCUACCCGAAGCUGCUCGCCGAGCUGCUCGAAGCGGCGAUGCGGGAGGCGCAGGCAGAGCUCGCCUCGUACUGCGCGGCGCAGCUGCGGCGGCUCCUCCUUGCACCUCCGCUGAGGCCGCCCGCCGACGCCGACGAGGCGGGGCGCAAGAAGAAGAAGAAGAAGAAGAAGAAGAAGGGGCGCGGCGGCGAGGAGGAGGCGGAGGCGUGGUGGCCCGCAAAGUGCGGCCACGGUCCGUGGGCGGAGAGCUGGACGAGGGAGGAGGAGGCCGACCCGGCGCUGCAUCGCGCGAGGGUGGCGGCGAUGCAGUACUACCCUCGCUCCGCGCGCGUCGCCGGCGCCACCCUUGACGUCGAGAUCGGAGGCGUGGCGUCUGAGAGUCUUGACGCGUGGCCGCCCUCGCCGCCAGGCGCCACUCUUGACGUCGAGACAAACGCCGUGACGCUGGUUGCCAUCGACGAGCACGGGGAGGCGACGCGCGUCGAGGCGGUCGUGCUCUCAGCGACCGACUUCAAGCGCGUGCUCGACGAGCUCUCCCUCGUGUCCGAGGCGAUGGCGCUGCGGCGCAAGUUCACCGCGCCGCGCGAGCGCAAGCCGCAGCCGCCGCUACCGAGCCACCCAAGCCGGGAGGAGGUGGUUAAGCAUGGGUGGGAGGCGCUCUGGCACCACCGCGCCGGCGACUCCCUCUCCGAGGGCACGGACGGCGAGGCGUUUGCGCACGAGCUGUACCGGCACGGCUGGGACAGGCAGACGGAGCUGGAGGGCUGCACCGGCCCGCAAAAGGAGCUGGACGGCUGCAACGACCCGUCGGGCCACGGCACCGUGCGGCAGGUUCACUUUGCCGAUGAGACGCUGCCGCGCAUGUGGGCGGUGAGGCCGGCGGCGCGCGCGGAGCUGCCGGACCUCACGCCGACGCAGUGCAUCGCGCUGGCGCUCGCGCGGCACGUGCAGGCCGCCGCGUUGCGCCGCGAGCUGCUGGCACGGCGCGCGCAGGGCGGGAAGCACGAGAUCACGAGCCGGGACGGGCUGCACGAGCUGCUCGGGCCUUGCGAGCCGCGGCAGCCCCCCGGGCUCGACGGGAUGCGAAUCCACCCGGACGACUACCGUUUCGCGCGCAAGAUGUGCCUCGACGCGAUGACCGACGUGGAUGCCGAGGAGGAGGCGGAGACGCCCGAGCGGCUCGCCGCCGCCGUCGACGUGGCCAUGCGCGCGCCAAACCUGGCGCAGAUCAUGGACGAGCUAGAGCUGCUUCUCGGACCACUGACAGCGGCUGGGCUGCGCAAGCAGGAGGGGGAGAAGUACAUGCUGUCCACGCUCACCGACCUGCGGGUGGAGCUGCUGCACCCGUUCCAGGACAAGCGCGGCGACUGGUCCUCCCUCUGGGAGCACGGCCCGCUCGACAAGGAGCGGCUCCUCGAGCUCCUCUCCGCCACGCUGCACGGGGACGACUACGACGUGCACGAGAUCUACCCGCCCGGCCACCCGCACGCGGGCGAGCCGUCGCUGCUGCGCGAGGGGAGGGGCCGUCUACGAACCUUCUACGAACCUUCUACGAACCUUCUAGGCGAGCCGCUGCUGCUGCGCGGCGGCACGCUCGCGCAGGCGGCCACCGCGGCGAUCGUGCGGCCGGACAACCGCGGCCUCAAGGACGGGCAGAUGCAGUUCCACAUCCGGCUGCAGUGCGGCGUCACGGGCACCAGCCAGGAGGAGGAGGGGCGCACCAUCCAGGAGGAGGACUUCUCCGACCAGAGGCGGCUGCCCCGCCGCGACGGCGCGGGCGGGCCAGAGGUCGUGAUGCCGGUGCGCGAGGGGCAGCUCAUCUCGGUGCGCGUCAAGACGCUCAACUUGGUCGACCACACCUGCACCGCCACGUGCGCCGGCAAGGAGCUGCAGCGCGCCGAGUACAUGACCCUAGCGCAGGAGCGCGCAAAGGCGGCGGCCGAGGAGGCGGCCAAGCGGAGCGGGGGGCGCGUGCGCGCCUUCUUGGCGGCGAUGCCGGUCGGUGAGACCGUGUUUCGCCCCUCGUCGCGCGCGGACCACCUCACCGCCACCGUCAAGCUGACGGCGCACGGGCCGCUGCUGCACGUCGACAUCCUCGAGAAGGACAAGCCGUCGCCCGCGGAGCUCGGCGCGUACCUGUGGAUCGGCCGCAGCGACGCGAGCAAGCAGGGCGACCGCUUCGACGACCUCGACGAGAUUCUGUACCGCUACGUCGAGCCGCUCGUGGAGAACAUGCGCGAGGUGACGGGGCACCGCAAGUUCGCGCCGGAGCUCUCCGCCGAGGCGGUGGUCGAGCGGCUGAACCGCGAGAAGGCAAACUCGGACAUGAUCGCGUACGCGCUCGCGCUGUACGAGAAGGACGCGACGACGGUGGUGAUCUACGUGGUGCGGGCCGAGGGGCGGAAGCACCGCGAGGCGAUCAAGGUGUCGCCGGCGGGGUUCGUGUACCGCGACGUCGCCUUCAACACGCUCGAGGAGGCGAUCAAGCACUUCAAGGUGGAGGCCUUCAAGCCGCGGCAGAGGCCCGCAGCGACUCACACCUCUGGCGGGGAAGUCGAAGUGCGAGAGACAGAGGGACGGUUCGUGCCGAUGCCACGAUAA